AUGGACCACGCAGGUCUCUGCUGUGCCCAUCAUGGGGAAAACCCAGUGUCACACCCGGUGUCCCCCCAGGGGUGGGACGGGGGCUUUCAUCCUGUCCCCAAGCCACAGGGGGCCAUCGCCCCUGCUCACACCUGCAGGUACAAUGGCCCCAACCUUGUGCUCAAGUACGACAAGGCACGGGGGCGGCUGGUGAAUGUGGCGGAGGAUGAGCGGGGCUCCCCAUACUACGCGCUGCGGGACCGGCAGGGCAAUGCCAUCGGCAUGGCCACCUACACGGACAAGCUCUUCAAGCUCCGCAACGGGCGCUGGGAGGACCUCCUGAGUGAUGAGGUGAACCGGGAUGUGGCCAGCCGCUUCGCCGGGCGCUCCGUUGCCUGCGUGGACCGGACGGGCUCCGGCAGGUACUCCAUCUACAUCGCCAACUACGCCAGCGGCAACGUGGGCCCCCACGCCCUGAUCGAGAUGGACGUGGCUGCCAGUGACCCUGCCCGCGGUGUCGUGGUGCUGGUGGACGUGGCUGCCCAGGCUGGUGUCAGCAAGUACACAGGGGGCCGUGGGGUGGCCGUGGGCCCCAUCCUGAGCGACAGUGCCUCUGACAUAUUCUGCGGUAAUGAGAACAGCCCCAACUUCCUCUUCCACAACCGGGGGGACGGGACAUACCAGGACGUGGCAGCUGCUGUGGGGCUGGAUGACCCCUACCAGCACGGACGUGGCGUGGCGCUGGCUGACUUCAACCGCGAUGGCCGGGUGGACAUUGUCUACGGCAACUGGAAUGGGCCGCACCGCCUCUACUUGCAGACCGGGGCCCCUGGGCGCAUCCGAUUCCGGGACAUCGCCACCCCCAAGUUCUCCAUGCCGUCCCCCGUCCGCACUGUCAUCGCAGCAGAUUUCGACAACGACCAGGAGCUGGAGGUUUUCUUCAACAACAUCGCCUACCGUGGCUCCUCUGCCAACCACCUCUUCCGGCUCAUCCGCAGGGAGAACUCAGACCCCAUCGUGGAAGAGCUGAAUCCAGGGGAUGCACUGGAGCCUGAGGAACGGGGCACAGGAGGUGCAGUGACAGAUUUUGAUGGCGAUGGAAUGCUGGACCUGAUCCUGUCCCACGGCGAGUCCAUGGCACAGCCAAUCUCCAUCUUCAAGGGCACCCAGGGUGCCGGCAACAACUGGCUGCGCGUCAUCCCCCGCACCCGCUUUGGGGCCUUUGCACGGGGAGCCAAAGUGGUGCUCUUCACGCGGCGUAGCGGGGCCCACCUGCGUAUCAUCGACGGUGGAUCGGGGUACCUCUGUGAGAUGGAGCCUGUGGCGCACUUUGGACUGGGGCAUGACAAAGCCAGCAGCCUGGAGGUGACCUGGCCCGAUGGCCGCGUCGUGGCACGAGCCGUGGCCAGCAGCGAGACCAACUCCGUCCUGGAGGUCCCCUACCCUCUGGAUGCAGAGGAGCCACUCGUGCCUGCCCUGCUGGAGUGCGGGCAGGGAUUCUCCCAGCACGAGAAUGGACGCUGUGUAGGCAUAGCUUCUGUGUGGCUACCUCUGGGGGGGAGCAACGAGGAUGGCACAGCUUGUGUGGCUCAAGUGGCCUUUUUUGGGGGAUACCCCUCUGCCGGGAGCUGGCCUGGGCCCCUCCGCCGUGCCCUCCUCCCUCUAGUUCUCGGACUCUGCCUUUGCCUCUAUGCACUUUAA
This is a messenger RNA of Pygoscelis adeliae (Adelie penguin), 1680 nucleotides long. RefSeq names its product cartilage acidic protein 1 (gene CRTAC1). The record is from RefSeq and is a predicted model, not a curated record. Gene Ontology annotation, biological process: axonal fasciculation. NCBI's taxonomy places the organism in Eukaryota, Metazoa, Chordata, Aves, Sphenisciformes, Spheniscidae. The coding region runs from base 1 to 1680 and encodes 559 amino acids. The transcript is spliced from 13 exons.